AUGUCACUCUCUUCUCUCUCUUUCUCUUUGCUUCUUCUCCCUCAUUCUUUGCUUUCAAUGGAGAACAAGUUCCUCGAUUUCCUUUCGUUUUGUUUCUCCAACACGAUCUGUGGGCUACUCAUGGUUUCUUGCCUUGCAAGAAGCAUUAUCAACCGUAUUGGGUUCAGAACAUUAGCGUGGAGAAAGGAAACGAAGAAGAAGAUUCCACAAGGUGAAAACAAAAUGCCUCUGCUGGAUUUGCCUGACUUAACCUUGGACUGCAUCUUAGAGAAGCUUUCCCCAUCUGAGCUGUGUGCUAUGACUUGUGUUUGCUCUGAGCUGAGGGAUAAAUGUGUGAGCGAUCAUCUGUGGGAGAAGCACAUGGAGAAGAAAUGGGGCAGAUUAAUGGGUGAUGCAGCGAUUAAAGAGUGGAAAUCUCAUGUCGCUACUCUAAUGCAAUGUCUCAGAGAUCCGAAUCGAAGCAGUAGAAGAAGUAACACACAGUGGAGGUCGAGGCUUGCUGCGAAUCUUAAGCCCUUUUCGUGGUUAAGCUCAAACCAUGGCUGCGACCAGAGAGGUUCAUCAUACCUCGCAACUAUCGACUCUGUGAUGUAUUGGUACUCGAAUCUUGAGAGUGGCAAGUUUUGGUUUCCAGCUCAGGUCUACAAUCGCGAGAACGGACAUGUUGGAUUCAUGAUGUCUUGUUACGAUGCUAAAAUCAGAUACGAUUCCAAGACUGAUACAUUUCAAGCAAGAUACUCGGCGCAUGGCCGGCGAGCGGCGGAGGAAAACGUGACGUGGCAGAGGCUGAGACCGUCUCUAAUCGACGCAGAGUCACGUGACCUCCACGUGUCCGACUGUUUGCAGGAACUCAGACCCGGCGACCAAUUCGAGAUCCAGUGGAGAAGAACCAAAGAGUUCCCUUACGGUUGGUGGUUCGGAAUCGUGGGUCACCUGCAAAACUGCGACGGAGAAGAGAGUUGCCGUUGCCACUUAGACGAGAAUGUGGUGAUGGAGUUCAGACAAUUCAGACCGGACUCGCCGUGGAGAACGACGGUGUUAAAUCGGAAGGAACACCGUGAGACGGGAAAUGAAUCCAACGGUUUUUACGGCGGAGUAAAGAAAUUGGCUACGGAGGAAGAGGUUUCUACGUGGAAGCAAUUGUGGCCUGCGCAAGUUUUACAAUAG
Molecule: messenger RNA, 1167 nt
Organism: Thlaspi arvense
Lineage: Eukaryota; Viridiplantae; Streptophyta; Magnoliopsida; Brassicales; Brassicaceae
Source: the annotation of a GenBank genome assembly